Messenger RNA from Aspergillus welwitschiae, 487 nucleotides. RefSeq lists its product as uncharacterized. The record is from RefSeq and is a predicted model, not a curated record. The transcript has a single exon. Bases 131 to 427 code for a protein of 98 amino acids. Lineage: Eukaryota; Fungi; Ascomycota; Eurotiomycetes; Eurotiales; Aspergillaceae.
UGAAUGUCAGCUGCCGAAAGCAACCUGUACCAUGGCCCUGUCAAUACCCGUUGACAACCUAAUCAUCGGCAGCCUCAAGCAUGUACCCCUUGAACCAGUCACAGCCUGAUAUGCCCAAGAGGAUACCCGAAUGUGGAAGCUUCAGCGGCAAGUGUUAUAUGUAAAUAUAUUGUCCUUCUUUCGUUGGCUUUCUCAAUGCAUUUCUGCGCCUACAAGGCUUGUCAAUCUGCGCUGGACAACUCAUCUCCUGUGCCAGAUACUAUGGAAUCUGCUGCGUGUGACGCACCCAGUGCUCAAUCUUCUCCCGAGUUGCGGUGCCAUACAUGCACCAGAGUACACGGAAGUUGAUAUUCUGUGUGGAAGCCUCUUCACCCUCGCCCCGAUCAUACCGGUGGAUAUCUUUUUCAAUCCCGAAGACUGCAGAUAGGCCAACAGCCAUGACCGAACGAUCCGGGUGGGCUACUUCGCAUCCGCCGCAACUUCAGGU